This is a messenger RNA of Macrobrachium nipponense, 1505 nucleotides long. RefSeq lists its product as uncharacterized. Lineage: Eukaryota; Metazoa; Arthropoda; Malacostraca; Decapoda; Palaemonidae. The record is from RefSeq and is a predicted model, not a curated record. The transcript has 9 exons. The coding region runs from base 393 to 881 and encodes 162 amino acids.
GCUUGGGACGAGGUGAAGACGACCACUUUAAAUGGGGCCUGGAGGAAACUGUGUCCACAGUUUGUGCACAGUUUUGAAGGCUUUGACCAGGCAGAAGACGUCGAGACUGUGACGAGGAAGAUCGUAGGGCUAAGCAAGAGGCUGCAACUAGAUCUUGAACCUGAUGAUGUAACAGAGCUGCUGGCUUCCCAUGGAGAGGAAUUGUCUGCAGAGGACUUACUAGAACUUGAACAACAAAUGAUUGAGGAAGAGGAGGCGGCACCAGAGCCAAAACCCAGGUCAUUAACUGUGAAAGGCUUGUCAGAGGGUUUUACUCAUCUGGAGAGAGCCUUGGCUUCUUUGAGGCAGAAGACCCUAACGUUUCUAGGUUUGACAAAAUCAAGAGAGGAAUCAUGGAUUUGGUGACUUUCUACAAGGAGACCCUGAAGGAGAAGCAGACGAAGAGAAGUGUGCAGUCCAGGCUUGACACUUUCUUUCACAAGUCUCCAGUACCACCACCUCCCACUCCUAGUCCUGAAGUGGUGACAGUUCCAGAUCCCCCUGUACUACCUGUGACAGUUCCAGAUCUCCCUGUACUACCUGUGACAGUUCCAGAUCUCCCUGUACUACCUGUGACAGUUCCAGAUCCCCCUGUACCUGGACCCUCUGUAUCAGCCCGCCCACCUGCACGUGUACAAUCAGACCCCUUUGAUAGUGACAGUGACCCAGAUGACCCUGAGCCUUUCCAUGGUUUUGAUGCCUCGCCCUAUACAUCAGAUGUAGAUGUUCCCUCAUCAGUUGAUACAAGUAUCACCUCCCCAGAGCCCAAAUCAGUUGAUACGAGUAGUAUCACCUCUCCCAUUCCUUCAGACUCCCAAGCACCUGCCCAUCCCACUCCAUAGCCCAGCCACCCACUCUCAUGUACCAUAUGACCAUCCCAGUAAGCAAGCCAACCACUAGAAUUUGACUGGCAUGCACCUGUGACUUACAUAAACCAGACCUCUACAUAGCCUACAUGUCUUCAUUUUGCUGGAGACUGCCCAUCAUCCUAGCCUGUUAUCUGUGAUAAAGCACACUGAAGUCAGGUUUGGAAUGCAUCCUUAUCAUGAAUGCUCUACACCUCCACCUCCAUCUCCCACAACCUAGGUAACAGCUUUGAGACUCACUAAAAGUUGAACCCCCUGAAUGAUGUAGGCUAUGGGGCCACAUAAGACUUUGUCCAUCCAGGGUUACGAUGAAUGUAAAAUAUAAACUAAAGAACCAACAUUUUUCACACAACUCCAGGUUGUUACUACAAGUGUCAUCAAGGGAUAACUACAAGUAGAAGCACCAUUUUUGGAUGGAAAAAACCCUUCAGGAAAGUAUACGUAUCACAUGUAACAUGUAGUGUAACAAAGUAUGAACAGUAAGGUUUUUACAUACAGUAGUACAUAUUACGUACAUACGUACAUAACUUUUUUUUACAGGAAUUUCCAACCAAGUUUGAUUAUGUACAUAUGUAGUACAUGUUAUAAACCACUGUACGU